Molecule: messenger RNA, 246 nt
Organism: Entrophospora sp. SA101
Lineage: Eukaryota; Fungi; Glomeromycota; Glomeromycetes; Entrophosporales; Entrophosporaceae
Source: the annotation of a GenBank genome assembly
AUGACAGAUGCUCGUAGAAUAUUGCAUAAUCCAACAAUUCCACGUGCUCCGCAUUCCUUAGCAAUAAGUCGAAUACUGGUUAAAUCUGAUAAUAAUAACGCUUUAAGAAAAGAUUCAGCAGAUUUGCUGAUAUUUUCCUUUUCCUCUUUAAUGACAGCCCUCACUAUUCCCAUUAAACGAUUUGCUUCUUGUUCUGAAAGAAAGGUCUUUGCACGAGGAAAACUUGGACAAGAUUUAUCUUUUUGA